AGGUCACACACACAGACCACUACGUUGUAUAGUAGUAAACAAAAGUACUAAUAAACACCUUCCGUCCCUUUAGUUCUGCGCAGCUUCCUGCAGGAGUGAAACUUUACUGAUACUGGAGAACUGCAGAGUGACAUGGACAAAACAGAUUUGCCCCCAGUGGGUCCUGAUGAUUUGCCCCUGUCUCUGCUGGAGAUGGGCUGCUCGGGGAGACUUGAGCUCAUCACACACCCACUGCCCCAAAACAGACCCCUGCCUCCACACAGCACACUUCCCCAUGGGCUCCCUCCUACUUGUCUAGAUCUAAAAACAGAGGUAGAAAAGCGUUUUCUGCGAGACCCUGCUUGGCUCCCGGUACACGGUGUAGAUGAUGCCUUCCACAAGUUCCUUAAGAUAAGUAAGCGGAACAAAGAGGUGGACUCUCUCCUGCACUGCUCACUGUCUCCACUGCACUCCGGUCUGUCUGUGAUCAGAGAUCCCACCACCGGUAUGCUGCUGGAUUUCACUGAGGUGUUAUUAGAGGACACAGGAUUGUCUGCCAAAAAUUCUCUCUCAUUACAAAGACAGCCUGGACCUCCGUCAGAGAGUCUGAGAGGGAGUAACACAAACUAUCCAUUUCUGCCAGGUGGAAUGGAAGAACUGACGUUAGAGCAGAUUAAGAAAAAGUCAGAGCUGGAAGAAGACAUUGACUUUGAGGAAGAUUUGUUGAUGGUUCCUCCUGGGCUGAAGGCUGGUAUGGACUUCAGUGACAAAGAAGCCAAAACCACGAAGAGUGAGUUGAACCUGUUGUCACUACUGUCGACCUUUGGUGAUGGCAUCGACGCUCUGCCAGAGGAGAAAGAGGGAGUCUCCCAAAAAGAGGAGACCGUUAAACUUCCCAGAACUAACAGCCUGGAGGACCUGGGCAUUAAAGAUUCAGGCAACUCUCCUUCUCAGCCUUCAGCGAACACAGUAAGUCUGACUGAGCAAAAGAAGAAACCUCAGCAAGAAGACAAGGGAGACAAUAAAAAAUGGGCCGUUCCUGUGGACAUCAGCUCACCCUGUGACGACUUCUACAAGCGUAUACCUGAUCCAGCCUUCAAGUAUCCCUUCGAGCUGGACGUGUUUCAGAAGCAGGCUAUUCUCCGACUCGAAGCUCAUGACUCCGUCUUUGUCGCGGCUCACACCUCAGCCGGCAAGACCGUGGUGGCUGAAUACGCAAUUGCACUUUCCCAGAAACACAUGACCAGGACCAUUUACACAUCCCCCAUCAAGGCCUUGUCCAAUCAGAAGUUCCGGGACUUCAAGGCCACAUUCGGUGACGUGGGACUGUUGACUGGAGAUGUCCAACUGAGCCCUGAAGCCUCGUGUCUCAUCAUGACCACUGAGAUCUUGAGAUCUAUGCUCUAUAAUGGGUCCGAGGUCAUUCGAGAUCUGGAAUGGGUCAUUUUUGAUGAGGUUCACUAUAUCAAUGAUGCAGAGAGGGGAGUGGUGUGGGAGGAAGUGCUUAUCAUGUUGCCAGAGCAUGUUAGCAUCAUCCUACUGAGUGCCACAGUGCCAAACGCAGUGGAGUUCAGUGAAUGGAUCGGGCGUAUCAAGAAGCGGCCCAUCUAUGUGAUCAGCACAAUUAAGAGGCCUGUUCCUCUAGAGCACUAUCUCUAUACCGGCAACAGCACCAAGACUCAGAAAGAGCUCUUCCUGUUGCUCGACCCCUCUGGAAACUUCCUCACUAAAGGCUACUAUGCCGCAGUGGAAGCCAAGAAGGAACGCACUAGUAAACAUGCACAGUCUUUCGGCACAAAGAACGUGUCACAGCACAACACAACAGCCAGUCAAGAUCGAGCCGUGUGGCAGACGCUGCUGAGCUAUCUGUCUCAGAGGCAGCAGACUCCAGUGGUGGCGUUCACCUUCUCCCGGACACGCUGUGAUGAAAACGCCCGCUCUUUGACCUCUCUGGACCUCACCAACUCCAUAGAGAAGAGCGAGAUCUACUCCUUCCUGCAGAAGAGCCUGACCAGACUGAGAGGAGGCGAUCGGCAGUUGCCACAGAUCCUGUUGAUGCGUGAUUUGCUGAAGAGAGGGAUUGGUGUUCACCACAGCGGCAUCCUGCCAAUCCUGAAGGAGAUUAUUGAGAUGCUCUUCUCCAGAGGUUUAGUAAAGGUGCUGUUUGCUACAGAGACGUUUGCCAUGGGUGUGAACAUGCCUGCCAGAACCGUCGUGUUCGACAGCAUCCGCAAACAUGACGGCACAGGCUUCAGAAACCUGCUGCCCGGUGAGUACAUUCAGAUGGCGGGCCGUGCGGGCAGAAGAGGUUUGGAUGCUACAGGGACUGUUAUCAUCCUCUGUAAGGCGGGAGUUCAUGAUAUGGGAGACCUCCACGCCAUGAUGCUGAUCCUCAGAAAGAAGAGAAUAAGUGAGCUGAGAAACACACUCUCAUCUCUCCCUCCGCUGGACACAGAGGGGCAGUUAUCUGAUUUAGUGUCAUAUUACCACACCAUCACAGAGCUGUGCAUCACCACAGAGACCCUGCAGCGAGCUGUACUGGAGUCAAUGAAUGGACUGAAAGCUCUGUCUGUGGGGAGGGUGGUAAUAGUGAACAACGGCCAGCAUCACAACGCCCUGGCAGUCAUUCUACAGGUGUCCAACGAUGCAGUAAAUCGCACGUUCACCGCUCUCAUUAUCUGUGAGAAGGGUAACGAGGAGGCGGCGAGUGAUGAUCUGUCUAAUAAAGCCUUCCAUCCCAUCUACAGCACUACACUGUUUAUUCCAGAGGGACCCUGCAGUCACACGGUGCAGAAACUGAAGUUGCAGGACAUCUCUGCCAUCACAACCAAAACCCUCAAGGUCAUUCCAGAGAGAAUCAUCGACAACUAUAAUAAAAGACAGCAGCCACGCUUCAGACUUGAUCCACCAGGUCAGGCUAUUUCUACAGCAACUCAGGAGCUCCUGCGAUUGGCUGAGGCCAAUCCAAAUGGUAUUACGACCCUGGACCCUGUGAAUGACCUGCACCUGAAGGGUGUGGAUGUGGUGGAGGGAGUGAUGAGGCACCGAGUGUUACAGGACUGUCUGAAAGACUUCCACUGUAUCCACUCACCCACCUUCACUGAACAGUUUGCACGUGUGCAGGAGAGGAUGAGUGUACAGGAAGAGCUUGACAAGCUUCUGUUCCUGGUGUCUGAUCAGUCAUUGACACUGCUGCCUGAGUACCAUCAGAGAAUCAAGGUGCUGGAAGCGCUGCAGUAUGUGGACAGCACUGGGGCGGUUCAGCUGAAGGGUCGUGUGGCGUGUCAGAUCAGCAGUCAUGAGCUGCUACUCACUGAACUCCUGUUUGAGAACACACUGAGUCCUCUCGCCCCUGAGGAGAGCGCCGCCCUGCUGUCCUGCCUCAUCUUCACACAAAACACCCAGAUAGACCCGCACAUCACCAACACGCUACAGGAGGGCAUCAAUCAAGUACUCAGUGUGGCACAGCGUAUUGGUGAGCUGCAGAUGGAUUGUGGGAUAGCUCAGACUGCUGAAGACUUUGUGGCCCAGUUCAAGUUCGGCCUGACUGAGGUUGUGUACUGCUGGGCAAGAGGCAUGCCGUUUGCUGAGAUUGCCCAGCUGACGGAUGUGCAGGAGGGGACGAUCGUACGCUGUAUCCAGAGGCUGGACGAGGUCCUGAAGGAAGUGAGACAGGCUGCGCGCAUUGUGGGUGACUCUGUCCUGGGCAGCAAGAUGGAAAGAGCCUCGCUGGCCGUACGCAGAGACAUUGUGUUCACUGCCUCGCUCUACACUCACUGAGAGAGAGGGAGACAGAAUGUGUUUGCGUGUUGAUUGGGAUAUAAAAGAGAGCGUACAGAAUAUGGACCUGAGAGACUGUAGGCUACUUGAAUUACUGAGUGCAUGUUUACAAUACGUUGAGUAUGCAUGUGUGAGUGAAGGAGUAAUUCACACCUGACCAAAAUUGUGAUCUCAAUAUGAAAUGGAGGUUGACAUCAGUCAUGAACUGUAAUUAAAUGUACAGCAAUAAAAUGAGCUGUAUGUGGAACACUGGUUUCAUCCAAAUUGUCAGAAAAAGUAGAAACUAAUAUAGUGCUUUUGCUUUGUGAUCAUUUUAAUAAGGACUGCAGUGGUGUUUUCUUUUAUGCUUGUGUCAUUAUCAUUGCUAUUUUCACAUUUGCUGUCAUUUUUUAUAAUUUUUUUUAUUUUUAUUUUAAUUUUGUCAUGCAGGACUUUUCUUUAUAUAUUCUAUUUGCGCUACAUUUCUGCGUUCUUGCUCUCUCUUAACCCUCUGCCCCCACUAUUUUAUCCUUAAAUAUAGUUAAUACAUUUAAAAAAAUCAUAAAGUAGCUCUCAGAUCAACCAGGGCUAUAGCCACAUAAUUUAGGAUGAAACCUCCCAAUCCUGAAUAUUUGAUUUCUUUCCCGCAUUCCCCGAAUUUUAUAUCAACUUAUGUAUAAUUCUGCUUUCAAUAAAUGAACAUUUUAUAAUAGAGACAUUAUGAAUAUUUCACAAAUACAUCACCAUCGUGACUGUGGCAGUCAAUAUA
Messenger RNA from Sinocyclocheilus grahami, 4507 nucleotides. RefSeq names its product SKI2 subunit of superkiller complex (gene skic2). The coding region runs from base 133 to 3759 and encodes 1208 amino acids. Gene Ontology annotation, molecular function: RNA helicase activity; ATP binding; RNA binding. The transcript has 28 exons. NCBI's taxonomy places the organism in Eukaryota, Metazoa, Chordata, Actinopteri, Cypriniformes, Cyprinidae. Gene Ontology annotation, biological process: nuclear-transcribed mRNA catabolic process, 3'-5' exonucleolytic nonsense-mediated decay. Gene Ontology annotation, cellular component: Ski complex. The record is from RefSeq and is a predicted model, not a curated record.